AUGUGGGAGUCGGAUGGGGGCAACAUCCGUUCUUUGAUUCCCGGAAAGAACACGCGAUCCGUCCCUCGUCGCGGAUCUCAGGAAGAAGGUAAAUUCAUCUGA
Molecule: messenger RNA, 102 nt
Organism: Caenorhabditis briggsae
Lineage: Eukaryota; Metazoa; Nematoda; Chromadorea; Rhabditida; Rhabditidae
Exons: 2
Coding region: 1-102 (33 amino acids)
Source: RefSeq, a predicted model, not a curated record